This is a messenger RNA of Oncorhynchus gorbuscha (pink salmon), 5890 nucleotides long. RefSeq names its product contactin-1a-like. Bases 209 to 3274 code for a protein of 1021 amino acids. Lineage: Eukaryota; Metazoa; Chordata; Actinopteri; Salmoniformes; Salmonidae. Gene Ontology annotation, biological process: cell-cell adhesion; brain development. Gene Ontology annotation, molecular function: cell-cell adhesion mediator activity. The record is from RefSeq and is a predicted model, not a curated record. The transcript has 25 exons.
GAAGAGGACAAGGGCAGAGACGCAGCUGCCUGUCAGUUUCUACCCUGCUCCUAGUUCCUGAGCACCCGGCGAUUAUCCAGGCGUGAGUCGUGAAUGCACACCGACGGACGGAUCGUUCGCUAUUGCAGGAAAAGCAGCCUGUCCUGCUAAUGUUUCGUCAUCAGCCGUGGUUCUAAGCAUCACCUCAGGAGGUUCUAAUCAGAGCAACAUGCUGCACCUCACUGUGCUCCUCCUUUUCCUCCUGUCCCUCACUUUCCCCUCCACGGAUGCAUCUGUCUUCGGAGGGGAACCUGGCUUCUACGGAGACGAUGCUACAGGUUACGGGCCGGUGUUUGAGGAUCAGCCGGUCGAAACCAUCUACCCCGAGGAGUCGCCUGAGGCCAAAAUCACCAUGAGCUGUCGAGCACGAGCCAACCCACCUGCCACAUACCAGUGGAGGUUGAACAGCCGGAGCAUAGACCUGGAUGGUGAUAACCAUUACACUCUGGUCGGGGGCGACCUGGUCAUCUCUAACCCCAUCAAGAACAAACACGUUGGGAACUACUCCUGUGUGGCCACCAACGAUUACGGCACUGUGGUCAGCCGAGAGGCUGGCGUCCGGUUUGGAUACCUGGACUUCUUCUCGUCCGAGGAAAGAGAGGCGGUGCACGUGAAGGAGGGCCAGGGGGCAGUCCUGCUCUGCGCUCCUCCUCCGCACUACCCACACGAGCUGUCAUUCCGCUGGAUUCUGAAUGAGUUCCCUAUCUUCAUCACGCUGGAUAAACGUCGCUUUGUCUCCCAGACUACAGGGAACCUCUACAUUUCAAAGGUGGAUUUAUCAGACAGUGGCAACUACUCCUGUUUCGUCUCCAGUGCCUCCAUCGCCAAGAGCGUCUUCAGCAAGUUCAUCCCCCUCGUCCCCCUGACUGAACGUCCAAUCAGGAAAUACCCCGCUGACAUCAAAGUCAAGUUCCCAGACACUUACGCACUGGUGGGACAGAAUGUCACAAUGGAAUGCUUCGCCCUGGGAAACCCCAUCCCUCAGAUCCGCUGGAAGAAGAUGAACGGAGAGCUGCCGUCCAAUCACGACGUCAGCAUGGCGGGGGCCCACCUCCACCUGUACAACGUGCAGUAUGAGGACGAGGGGACAUACGAGUGUGAGGCCCUCAACUCCAAAGGAAAGGACUGGCACAGGGCACGCGUCUCUGUAGAAGGAUUCCCGGAGUGGACCGAGUCCAUCAACAGUACAGAGAAGGACAUCAGUAGUGACUACACCAUGUCCUGUGUGGCUAGCGGCAAGCCCAAACCCCACGUGCAAUGGCUCAAGAACAGCUAUGCCUACGAUAAGCGUGAUUUGAGGUUCAGUGGUCUGACGUUUAAGGACUCUGGGAUGUACCAGUGUAUAGCAGAGAAUCGCCACGGAGUCAUCUAUGCUAACGCAGAGCUGCGAGUGAUUGCGUGCGCCCCUACGUUUGAGCACAACCCUGUGAAGUGGAGGAUUCUGGGAGCUAAGAACGGCAGAGUGGUCAUAGAGUGUAAACCUAAAGCAGCUCCCAAACCCUCGUUCUCCUGGAGCAAGGGCACUGAACUGCUCUUCAACUCUACCAGGGUGUUAAUCUGGGAGGAUGGUAGUCUGGAAAUUCUGAAUGUGACCGAAGCAGACGAGGGGCGUUACACCUGCUUUGCUGAGAACAAUCGGGGCCAGGCCAACAGCACAGGCUCCCUCUCCAUCACAGAGGCCACUAAGAUCACCUUGGCUCCUUCCAACGCAGACGUGACGGUGGGGGAGAGUACCCACAUGCAGUGUGCCGCGUCACAUGACUCCACGCUGGACAUCACAUUCGUCUGGACCCUGGACGCCCACUCCAUCGACUUCGACCGGGAGGGAUCCCACUAUGAACGCAACCUGAAUGGUGGUUCCAGUGGAGAGCUGCUCAUUAAGAACACCCAGCUGAAGCAUUCUGGACGUUACACCUGCACCGCCCAGACCCCUGUGGACAACGUCACCGCAUCCGCCAAUCUGGUGGUCAGAGGUCCGCCUGGGUCUCCAGGUGGGGUGCACGUGGAGGAGAUCAGGGAUAAGAGUGUGCGUCUGAUCUGGAGCCGAGGUACAGACAACCACAGCCCCAUCUCUAAAUACACUAUCCAGUGCCGGGACUCUUUCUCUCAGGAGGACUGGCGAGACGCCACCACAUCCCCUCCAGAUGUGGAAGGAAAUGCAGAGUCGGCCACGGUGGUGGACUUGUUUCCCUGGACAGAGUAUGAGUUCAGGGUGAUAGCCACCAACACCCUGGGGACAGGAGACCCCAGCAGCCCCUCUCCCAAAGUCACCACGCUGGAGGCAGUUCCUGUGGUGGCGCCCUCAGACAUCCGCGGCGGCGGCGGGACCAGCAGGGAGCUGACCAUAACUUGGACGCCAGUGCAGCCACAGUACUACUAUGGACCUAACUUUGGCUACAUCAUCGCCUUUAAGCCCCGGGAUGGCUACGAGUGGAGGAAGGUGACUGUGGCAGACCCCGGGGCUAAACACUACGUCCACAAAGACUCGUCCAUCCUCGCCUCCACAGAGUUUGAGGUCAAAGUGAAGGCCUUCAACAGCAAAGGGGAAGGACCCUAUAGUCUCAUGGCUGUCAUCUACUCUGCGCAGGACGUGCCAUCUAAAGCCCCGACUAGUGUGGGGGCCAGGGCGCUGUCCGCCACUGAGGCCAUCGUGUGGUGGCUUCCUGUCACCCAGCACACUGUAGAAGGCUACCAGGUGCGGUACUGGAGGAAGGCGGAGGACAGCGAGACAUCCAGUCAGAGGGUGGUGUUGUCCAGCAGAGAGAACCAGACCAGGCUGGAUAACAUGAGGCCAGACUCCCACUACCUCAUAGAGGUCAAGGCCUACAAUGCAGCCGGAUACGGACCCCCCAGCCAACACUUACAGAUCUACACCAAGAAAGCCCCCCCGAGCCGGCCUCCUAAAAUAAUCAGUAAAAAGCUGAAAGGCACAUCAGUGAAUAUCGCCUGGGAACAUGUUGAGCCCUUGGCCAACGAGUCAACAAUAGAUGGCUACAAGGUCCUGUACAGGCAGGCCAGCAAAUCCACUGGGAUGCUGUUUACCACUGGGAAGCGGUCCAUAGACCUGCCCAUGCACAAGGAUGGGGACUACAUAGUGGAGGUCAGGGCUCACAGCGAGGGAGGGGACGGGGCUGUGGCCCAAAUACGCAUCUCAGGUGGAGGCGUCAUGGCUACCAAGUCCCUCAGUUUGGCCUCCCUGCUCCUGGUGGCUCUGCUCUGCCUGAUGGGCCUCUGAAUGUAGCGCCAUCUUUCUCUGUCUUCACUGUCCAGUCCAGUGAAGGAGACUCUGUGAAGUUGACGCCUAUCUAUGACAACUUUGGUUUCCAUAACUUUUGGUUUCACCUUGCAGGCCCCAAAAAAAAACAUAUUCCCCGUUUCGAGGAAUUAAGGCUCUGUUUGUGGGGAAAAAGACACAAUACAAAAUUUGGACAGAUAAGAUAUCUGGGAUCUCUCUUAUUUGAAACCUACAUUAUCGUUGAAGGAGGAGCGUCUAAAGGGGGUGUUUCAACUUUUUCAAUAUGCCUUAUAUGUGAACGGUCACACUUAUCUUUCACAAUGCCAUGACUGUCGCUUGACUGGGUGAGGUGUUCGUGCAUAGGCACUGCACCAAGAUGGCAGGUAACUGUUUCAAAAAAACAUUGUGAUUACAGGCCUUUCUUGUUCAUUCAUGAAGGUACAGUAGCUUCAAAGUGUGUGUUUCAUUUGAUGUAUGGCAUUAUGGACAAUUGUUACAACAUAGCAUUCCAUAUAUAGUGUAUAUAUAUAUAUAUAUAAGCUUAGCAGUUGUAUAGUUGUGAAGGAUAAGUGUAUGAGUUUAUGAAAAUGUUUUUGUGUUUUUUAUAUGCAUUUCAGUGACUUUUUCUUCCCCCUUUUUCUUUUCAUUUAUCAGGAUGAAUUACAGAGAUACAGUCAAAUCAAAUCUCUUCUCAUGGUCCCCGGCAUCCUAAGAUUUCUCUUCUGGAACAUCAUCAGACAAAAGAGCAAUUCAUGUAAUACUAAUAUAAUAUAUGCAAUGUAUAUGGUUUUGCUAUCUAAUGAGUACAUAUAGCCAGUACAUAUAGCUUACUAUUAACGCUGUAACUUCUUUGUUCAGAGAAACGUAGAUUUUUUUUAUCUCACAAAAACCUGCUUUAUUUCCAACUCGUAACGUUCUCGAAAACAAAUAGACCCCGUUUACAAGUGUUUGCAUGUAGCCAUUGUUAUCAGAAAGAGUUGUCCUGACAAAACAAGAGAAACUUCUCAGCCAGAGUGAUGCGAGCAUUUUUAGCACAUGCAUAUCCGUGUAUGUAAAAGUUGAAUGUAUUGAUGAACUGUGGGAACGAGAAAUUAGCUUGAAAACAUAUCAGACCUGCAGUUUGUAUCUAUCCAUAAAAAGGAUGCCGAUUCAUGAUUUCGACUGGCUGAGAAAAGCUGCCUGCCUGUCUGUCUCAUCCGGACUUCCGGCAUGUUCUUUGCAAUGGGACAGCUGGAGAUCGAAUUUGAAUAUUGUAACAAUGUUGCAAAUACCUGAGGGACAGACCGCAAGGUUUAUACAAAAAUCUGCUGUUGAAAACUAAAUGUUAGUCUUAAAGAAAUGUGAGAUAAUGUCUAGAUGCUUUUUAUAGCGGAGAUCAAGUUUAUAAAUUGUAACUGACCGGCUUAAAUGGGUCUCGUGCCGCAAAAUUUGAAAUUGUGUUUAUUUUUACUUUUACAGUGGAUAAAAGUGGAGACUCAGAGCUACAAAAUUGUAUUUCAUACACUACAUUUGAGGAACAACGGGAAAGUCAUUCUGCUUUGAAAGUUGAUAAACUUAUAAACACACUUUUGAGAAAAUUGCCUUUUGAAUGUUUUGGUACCUACUGGAGAGCUCUUCUUUGUCUACACCCCAUUCAGCACUGUUCACACCCUCUUAAAAUGGGUGGGGCUAAACAAUGAACCAUAAUCCCAAUCCAUAGAGUGCUAGCUAAAGUUAUCCAAAUAGGUUCAGUGUUAGCUAGUUAGCUUGCUAACAUUAGGCUAUAACUAGCAAUGCGAAAUGGCAUUCGGAUAUAACAUUAAAUUUACUACACACAGAUCAUAAACAUAAUAUUAGCUCGCGAGCCUGCCAUCUAAUGUCAGCUAGCUAGCUAACAGCAAGCUUUAGCUUGCAAUGAAAACAACUUUCUGACAAAAUUAUAAACGUAUAAUAUCUGAAACUGUAGCUAGACUCUUACCCAUAUACAUGGACGAAUGCUUCAUGGCAGAUUGCAACCCCGUUCAUUAAAUAAGACAUCCUGUGUUGUUUCCAUUUUGUUCGUACGCUUUUUUGCCAACGUUUACUGACAUAUUCAACUGCCGUUAUUCUGCACUCUUGCACACUCAGACAAGAGUGCUCUGAAACAGUUGCUGCAGUGACGUUCUAUUGAAAUGGAUACUUGCAUAGUAGUCUUUUGUUAGGUGUUACUACACGCUAAAUAAAAUAAAAAAGCAGUGUUAGAUUGGAUUACCUAGACAUAAUGACCAGCUCAAAUAGACAAAUCCAAACUCAUCUCUUGGCAUGUCCAGCCCACUCAUUAUCUCAGCCAAUCAUGACUAGCGGGAAGGUUGCUGUCUUUUUAACCAACUGUGCUCGUAAUUUAACAAUUUUAUUCGUAUAGAGCCUUGCAAAAGUACUCAUCCCCCUUAGCGUUUUUCUUAUUUUGCUGCAUUACAACUUGUAAUUUAAAUGGAUUUGUAUUUAAUAGUAUUUAUUAAAUAGUCCAAGUUGGUGAAGUGAAUUGAAAAAAAUUACUUCUUUCAAAAAAUGAUAUAAAAUAAAAAAUGGAAAAAUGGUGCAUGCAAUAUGUAUUCACCCCUUUACCAUGAAGCCCCUAAAUAAGAUCUGGUGCAACCA